GUCCAAUCAAACAGACGUAGUUAAGGUCCAAUGGUUUUAGGUCAGUAUGUAAUUAGUAACACGCGUUCGGCGUAUUUAGAUCCUUGACUUUGUUUUCUACGUUCAGUGUGGCGCUGGGAUCUCACAUGGUGCACAACGUAUUCUUGACGUACCUAUAAACCGCGCCAUCGCAUUACGUUAAAAACACAUGCUGAUCGUUUUUUGUAUUUCCUAAUCCAGAAUAAUACUCCAAUAAUAUGAUCUUAUUUAAAUUAAUAUACACCGUGUGCAGUGUUGUGCAAUUAUCGUGUAUCGUCCAUUCCAACAGAGGUAAGCAAUCCAUCAGUUAAUCUUAUAUUAUUACUAUAUUAAUUACGAACAACAUACAUGUUAUACAAUAUACCGAAAAACCAGAAUGUCUAUAAUAAUUCGUGGCUAUGAAACUAAUAUAGUGGGUAAUACAUAAUUUAUAGAUUUCGUCCAUCGUUUGACUAUUGAAGAUUUAGCGACGCGGGACAACGUCUUAAACGUACCGGUCGCUUUGCCCACCGGCUAUGUCGUAAACCGUCCGAGUCAAACUGCAGCUAUCGGAGAUCGAGUGGACGUAAACAAAGACGGGCAGAAUAAAGAAGUACGUAUAAAAUGUAUUAAACAUAGUUCCCCCCCCCAAAAAAAAAAAAAAUAAACCGCUUUACAAAUUAAUUGGUAUUGUAAAGUUUAGUUAAAAAACGGACUAAAAUAUUAUAAAGAUAUAAGUUAACCUGUUGAAUUCACCUAUACCUAACGUAUUUAAAGGUUUCGGAAACCGACAUGUAUUUACUCGGUGCUAUAGAAAAGUUAGUGCACAGAAUGGAUUUAAUGGAAAAACGAUUAAAACGUUCAGAAGAACUUAUUCAGCACAUCGUAGAAGGGAGUGCAGCAAAUAGAGAAGGUAAGCUAUACAUACGUAAAAUAUGUUAUGUAAUUUUUAAAAUAAGAUAGAAUCGUGUUAGUUUUUAAUGAGUCCGAGAGCUGCAAACCGUUUAAAUAAAAACAUUAAGAUUAAAGUAUGUAUUUUGAAAAUAAUAUUAAAUUGUAUAGGUACGAUGUGUUCAUUCACCUUAUGAUUUUCAAACAAUUGCACCGAGACUCAAAAAAAUAACAUUAAUCUAUGCAGGGGUAUUAUUGAUUAUUAAAACUGAUCAAAGUUAUGUGAGAAAUAUAUUUUUACCUACUAUAUCGAACAUGGGUUUUUAUUUUCUGAAACGAUUGUUUAAAGUAUCUACUUAUUUAAAUGUUAAAAUUCUAUUAAUAGUUAAAAUUAAGAAUUUAAGGUAUAUGAUAUCCUUUGAUUGUAUGCGGUUUAUGCUGACGAUUUAAUUACAGGCUGUAAUUAAUAAUGAAUUUUAUGGCUUGUUAAAUACUAAUUAUAAUUCUGAACGGCAUAAUUAUUGCCAAUUGGUAAUUAGUAUUUCGAAAAUAUUUAAAAAUAUAUUAUUUUCAUAGGUAAUAGUGUUUACAAUUUAUUUAUUUAUUUUUUAAAUUAACACGUGUUAUUUACUAUAGGCCAAUAAAAACUAUGAGAAAAAAAACAAAAUAUUUAUUUUGGAGAUUAAUAUCUACUUGAAAAUAAAAUAGUAAACACGAAGAAAAAACUUCAGUCUGGAAUAGGCAGUAGGUACCUAUGCAGAUUGUUUGUAUUUAAGUUUUAUUUUUCCGCCUUUGUCGUAUUUUAUGAUGAUUUUUUUGGAAACCAGUUUUAAAUACACACUACUUUAUAAUACUCCAGGCAUAGUUUUUUUCUUUAAAUAUUUAUUUCUUUAUUCGUAUUUUACACAUUUAUAGUUUUUUUUUUUUUCUGCUGUAAUUAUUUAAAUGUUAUAACAAAUAGUUAAGAAAAAAAAAACUUAACACGCGUUUGUUUUAUCCGAUAAUUAUUAUAUACCCCCGAAAAUUAUAAUAAUAUUGAUAUGUAUGAUUAGGUAUAUUUCGGAAUAUAGGUAUAAUAAUUAUAGUAUACUUAUCACGUAGGUGAUACCGACUAAAAACAAAUAUAAAAAUAAUUUCAAUCAUGUACCUAAAACCAAAUAAAAACAAGAAAACGUCAAAUGCCUCCUACAAAUAGUUAAUAAAUUCGAUUGAAUGUUUUUAAAAUUUUACCAUAUUUAGAAAUGACUAAUAAAAGUAUCCGGUGCGAUUUUCAAGUUUCUACGAUUACUUUUAACCAAAUGACAAAAACAAAAAAAAAACAAAAAAUCGAUAUUAAUGAAAGCUUUAAUUCCGUAAACUUUCUCUUUUUUCCUACGGGUUUUCCAAAUUAUUAUGAAAACCGCAAGGAAAAUAAAAAAAAAAUGGCAUCUACUACGCGCUAACCUGCUCCAACGUACUACAAAAAACCUCUCGUGUCAUUUGUUGAUUGGCACAAGAUUCCAGGUAGAAAAAUUGUUAAUAAAUGUAAAAAAAAAAGCGCACAUAGUUGAAUCAAUAUACAUUCCUUCUCGCUGCACUCAGAAUCUAAAAUUAUAAAUAGAUUAUUUUAGUAAUAAUAAUUGACUGUAUGGUUUAAUUUUGGGUAACAUGUAGUUAUUGUAAAUUAUCAUUUAGUAGGUACCUGACUAAUUUACAUACAUUUCAAAAUAAAAAUACGCAGGUUGGUAAUUUAUAGUAAUUACUAAACAUGGCUGCUAUAUAUUAUUAUGGGUAGGUAUGUACUUUUUAUAGAGCAAUUACACUGAAAACUUUUUUAUUUUUAAUAUCCAUCCUAAUAACAAAUUAGAACUGUUAGUCGAAUAAUAAUAGCAACUGUUGUAAUUAUUAGACUAUCCGGGCUAAAGAUUAGGUUUUGUAGUGACAUAAUGUAUAACAUGGAAUUUGUAUUUUUAUCAUCCCAUUAUUUGUAGAAUUACUAAUAAAUAAUGCAAAAAAAUAUGUAUACUUAAAGAAUUUUAUAAAUCAAAUAAAGUAUAUGAUGUGAAUGGGAUACCUAACUGUGGUAACUAUAUUUAUAUUUUGUGUACUGAAAGCAAUAAUAGGUACCUAACGAUAAAUCGUUGCAAUCAAAACUGAUUCCGAGCGGAGUAGUAUGAGUAGGUAGUCCUGUUUUUAGUCUCCUAGUCCUGUUUUUUCCCCCUUACAGCCAAAAGGUAAUUCAGAUAUCAACAAAAAAAAAACUGAUGUACCUAAUGUUAUUUAUGAUCAGUUUUUUAAAUUAUUUAGAAAAUUCGUUGAUUUUUAAAUAAAUUACCAUCGGAUGAAUAACCGCAUUUGUUAAGGUAGAUAUGAUACAAAUAAUUUGGAACAUUUUUAUUUAUAGAAAAAAAAAAAAAAUGCAUAUUAGUAAAACUAAUACACUAAUAUUACUUCUCUACACUCGAAUCUAAAGUGUGUAGAUAUUAUGUUUAUGUAUCCAUUAUUUAUUAGGCAAUCACUUGCAAUUACUAAAUAGUUUUUUUAUUUUUAGAUUAAACAAUUGCAUUAUAUAUUAUCAAUAAAUAAUUGUAGACACCUUAUACGAAAAAUUUACAAGGAAAUUAUUUUUAUCGCUUGUUAAUUUGUAACAUACAUUAAAGAACGAAAUUAAACAGAUUUUCAAGGGAAAUUUAAAUUAGAAACAAUAUUCUUUCUCGCCUAUAUUGAUUAAUUUAAAUGUAUUCUCGUAUAUUAUAAGUACCGUUCGAAAUCUAACCUAACCUAUCCUAUUGAAACCAAAAGUUUCGUAUAGAUACGAAUUAUCGUAUGAGCGGUUAUGUAUGGUUUCUAUAAUUAUACAGCAUAUUAUAUAUUUUAUAUAUACGUUUAAAUUUACGAUGACCUCACUUAUACAGUUGGUAAAACAAUUGUUGCACUGAGCUUUAAUUUUCAAUUUGUCUCGUUUUCGCACAAAAGAUGUCAUUGAAGUACGAGGAAAUUGUAAGGACAUUUUAUAUCUUAUAUAUGGAUAGUUUUGAAUAGUAAUACUGCAUACCUAAUGUACAAAACAAAUAAUUGUUUUGAGUUAUAGAAAUUAUUGUAUUUCAAUUCACAGAGUAAAAUAUCCUUCGGAAGUUUUAUACUUUUCAUUUACUAUAUACAUUUUGAAACGUCAUUCAGAUUAACCUGACCUACCUGGUCGUAAUAUCUAUUCACUUGAAUAAUUCAUGAUGCAGUUAAAAUUAAAAAUAUUUAUGAUAUAUCUUUAGUCCCGGGGUAGAAGAGCUCAAGUCAUUGUCUAUAGUUUUCAAUACAAGCAAAUUUAAUUUUGAAAAUACAUACACUUAUGUAGUGGUGUCAUUUAGAGCGGAAAAAAAACAUUGGGGAAAAAAUGAUAUAUAAAAAAAAGACAAAAAUUGACGUGAAGCAUUCUUUUUUAAAUUCAAAGAUAUAUGGUAUGUACAUUUUCGAACGAAUAUAUUUUCAUUCGAUUUAAAUAAAAUUAUAUCACUGUAAAUACGAUUAUGAGAAGAACACAUUUAUUAUUUUCUUCGCGUAUAAUAUAAUUAAUAAUUAUGAUGAUAUUGACUAGAUAAAAUAUGAAUAUAAUAUACAAUUUUUAUUUUAAAAUUUUGUCGAACUUUGUCAGUAUGAUGAUAUUUUAAAUAAAGUACGAUAUGGUACUUCUUAUACAAUGCGCAUUAUCGUGUAUAAAUAUAUUGGCCUUUAAAUUAUAUAUAAUCUAUUUACUUCUUUGCUGUUAACUUAAAAUUAUAUAUUGUAAAUUACCUGUUAAUAAUAUCUAUUAUUUCAAAAUCAAAAAAAAUCAAAUUCAAAAUUCGAUCUUUUAUAAAAUAAUGACAGUAACUACUUAUUUAUUAUAAUUAUAAUAUAAUAUUUUGUAUACUUAAAAAUUAAAAUUUAAAAUAAGCAUAAUAUAAUAAUCAUACAUUUUUAACAAAUAUUUUAAUAGUUGGGAUGUUACUGCUACAGUGAUUAAAUAAUUAUGUGCGAUAAAACAACUAAAUAACAAUAAUAACAGCGACUCGGAAGUUAAUAUUUUUUAAUCAUAUAAGUAUAUGGUAUUUUUCAAACAACUUGACAUUAUAAAUAGCGAGAUAACAAUAUUUAAAUAUAUCAUUUUUCAACUAUUAUCAUGGUGCCAUCUUAUUUAUAAUAUACUAUAGGUAGACACACUUAAACACCUAUACCUACUCUGAAAACGCACUAUGUUUAUCAUCGCACUGUAAAUAUACCUAUAGUUCAUAACUAUCAGUUGCGCAAUUAGCAGCUCAUAAAUGUCGGAGAAAGAACUUGAGUCCCAUCAUAAUAAUAAAUAAAUUUGAUCCAUGGGGGAUUUGCCUCUAAAUUGGGAAGGGCUUCAGACGACCCAUGGGAGCGCUUAAUCCCUCUACCCCCCUUGAUUACGCUAUUGGUUACCAUUCUUCUGUUUUAUUAAAAUUCAAUAGUUAAACAAUAAUUAUUAUUGUUUGUUUUUUAUGUAUAUAUUCUUUUUAGAUCGGAACAUAAUAUAAUAGAACUUUAAGAAAAAAAAAAUUGCAAAGCGCACCUAACCGCAAUAUUAAAAUACUAAUUAUGUGCGUCUAUAAUUUUAUUAUGUUGUGUUAAAAUGCCGAACCGAAGUCUAUGUGAAAAAUAAUAUCAUCUACUUUUACAAACCGAUAUAUGAAAACUUAUGUUUGUUUCGUUAUUUAAUAAAAUCAAUUUUGUUGUAUCUUAGUUUUUAAGUUUUUUAUGUUAUGAUUAUCACCCCCUUAGGUUUUUACAGAUGGGCACCCUCGAAUACAAAUACAAAUUAAUAAUAAUAAAUAUAUUUAUUAUUUAACUAUAAUUAAUACACAAUUUAAUAAUGUAGCUGUAUAUUAUACGAUGUACACUGCACACAGGCACGUGUCUAGAGUUGAGCCAAAUCCCCCUUCGAAAUAUGAAAAAUUCUACUUCUUAAGCAUUUAGUCCUAUAGUUCGACAUUAUAAUUUUUUUAAUUGUAUGCACUGCUCCUCGAAAUUUUUUUUGUGUGCGUGCCUGGUUGUACUGCAGUGCACAUUGUGCACUAGCGUACACUUUUAUUAUUACUGUUUAUAUUUUGGCGCAGAUCCUUGUCCCGGAAAUUUCACGCGAAUCGUACACGCCUGUUAUCACUUUAGCGAGAGACAGUACAACUGGAAAUCGGCCAUGUCAAUGUGCAAGAGUUUGGGUGGAAAUCUGUUGGAGUUCGACAAUAAAGACGAACAGAUCGACGUGCUGACGUAUCUCGUAGGUGACAAGUACCUGAGAGGUGAGCCUCAACAAUUAAUAAUAUUAAUUUACCUAUCACGCUUUUAAACUUUAAAUGUGAGAGCGGCUAUUUUUUUUGUGGCGUGCAAUUUUAUCAUGGAUGACAACAAAUUUAUUCUUGUAAGUUAUUGAUGACGUUUGGUUUUAAAGAGCGAAAACUGCAAACAUGUAUUAGAAAUAAUUUUUGCGAUUUCAUUUUUUUUAAAGCUAGCCAUUUACUUAUAUUUAAUAAGAGAAAAAUUACGAAUUUUACACAAUUGAAAGCCGCGGUAAUAUCAGAAAUAGUAAAAGUUACAAAACCGCCUUCGAACUGUGUAAUAAUAGUGAAAGAAGUUGAGUGGGACAGGGAAACGCAUUUUGUUUACAAAUUCAUUUUCUGCUACUAAUAGGCGUAUUUUGGCGCUGGAGUUUUCGGUAAACAUGGUUUGCUGUAUUGUUUGCUACUCGAUUGCAAUAUCGCUAAAACUUUUUGUUUACUGUAUAGCAUUUUACCAACGGAUAACCUGCAGUAAAUAACCGAAUACAGAAAACCUAGCUUUUAACCGUUUACUGGUUCCGGCAACUUUGUUGUCGAAAGUACAUUCCGUUGUUAAACAAUACUAUUGCAGUAAACAAUAUCCCAAAAAAAAAUGUGUUCGCCAAACUAUGAUAGCAACCUGCAGGUUGCUCAAAAUCACAUCGCCAAAACGCGCCUAAUAGUAUUCUUCCUAAUAGCUUAACGGGUCAUGUGCAUAGUCCUAUCACUACCACCACUGUAUCGCUCUGUCGUUACGUAUCACUCGCACGUCCUUUCAUCGUGUUCGAGGGGGAGGAGGGAGGAGCCUUCCGAAGGGUCUUUACCCCUAAUUCUUUCAUCUGUUACUCGUUUGAUUGUUCUACCAUCGUCUAAUAUAUUCUCAUCAUCAUACAUUAUUCUAUAUCCUCUGGAUUUUGCUAAACAGUUUAAUAUAGGAUGUUUGAUCGCCCGUAAAUAUUUUGUAAGUUCUAUAAAUUGUCGCGUGCGCGAUAAAUUUUAAACAGGUUACGAUUAUUGGACGGGCGGUCUGAACCCGGGAUUGCUGUGGAUCUGGGCGAACAGCGCGCGGCCGGUGGUGCCGAAGGACUCGACGAGGCCCGAAGACCAGAUCGCCGGGUCCGGGCGGUGCCUGCGACUCACGCCCAACGCCGCGACCAAGGUGUACUCGUACUCGGGCGCCGAGUGCAGCAACCGACACCGGUACGUGUGCAAGCACGAGGAAAACGCGACGGACAAAGCGCUGACCAGAAUACACAAAGCGCUAAAGGACGGCGACGGCCGAUCCCGGACGACCGUUGCGGCAACGCCAUCGUCGUCGCCGAUCCUAGCCGAAACGUAGUGUUACGUAACGUUAUUAUAAUAUACCCGACGAAAAUAUAAUAUAAUAUUGUAAAUCGGGAGAGGGAGAGAGGGGCGGAUCCGCUAUAGCGAUAAUACUUAUCGCGAGGCGGGGGGGGGGGGCAGAGGAUGGGGUGCCGACAAAAAUCCUAAACGAAAUUACAGUAUAUAGGUAUAAUUAUAAAAAAAAAAAAAAAAGGAUAUCCAGGACAGUAGAGUCCUGGUUAAUAUUCUGUUAAAACGUUUGAAAUAUGAUAUGUUUAUACGGAGCGAAAAUUUACAAAAUAUUCUCCACGAAAAAAAAAAAAAAACGUUUAACGGUUAACCAAAACAGUAAGACCUUAGUCAUACUGCAUCGGUACCUAUAUUGAUGGGCGUCGCGAUAAUCAUUGUAUCUAUGCUAUAUUCAUCUUUAAUAUUGGUGAAACCGUGGGUACCGCCUGUCUGUGUACAAAUAUACUUGUUGUUUAUACCUUCCUUUGUCUAUUGUCUACGGCCGGAUUUCAUGCCGUUAACGACUAACAACAAUUUAUCACAAGAGAUUGCCGCCGAGUAACGGCGUCUAAAAAUUGAAACUCGACAAGAACCUCAAAAAUAUUCUCUAACAAUAUUAUAAUCCAAUGUAGCGGAAAUAUUCCGAAAUAUUCUCCAAGGUGAAAAUAUGCACGAAUACGCGAAACGAAAAACUUUUUUUCUAUAGAUUCUACGGGUUAUAAAACGCAAACGUACUUCCGAUUACUUCCGACAAAAACGUGCUGUUUUUGCACGCGCAAAAAGCACGCGCCCGUUAAAAAUGCGUUUUUAUGUACAAAUCUGGACUCUAAUUUUAAGUGAACGCUGCGGCUGAUACAGGUCCCACAGAAUUUUUAUAUGUAAAGAAUAGGCGAUUUUUUUUUGAAAAUAAUAAAAUCAAUCAGUUUGAAAAUAUUUUUUUAUGAUUUUAAAAAAAACGGCCCCGUGUCCUAGGCACCCUGCCCACCCCUUCGGAUUCGCGCCUGUUGUAAAAAUUGUGCUUAUAUAUAUAUAUUUAUUAUACUCGUAUUAUACAAUAAUAUUAUUCUACUUAAAAAAAAAAAAAAUUAAAAAAACAAUGAAAUUUAAUCGAGAAACGCGCAUUCGGAACGCGAAAAAUUAUUUAUUAUUGUGAUAGAUUGUGUACUAUUGAUCUAUUUAUUAUGUAUUAUUUACAUCAUACAUAUUAUUAUAUAUUUGUUAUUUAUUUUGUUUGUCUAUUAUUGUUCUCGGAUACUUUUUCACCUACAUUAUAUUGAUGUAGGUAAAAAAAAAUAUAUAUAUACCUUUUUUAUUGUAUUAUUGACGUUAUUGUCUACAUAGAAAUUGUUCGAUAUCAUCGGUAUUGAAACGCACGGUUAAUAAUAUUACGAUUAAUGUUAUAAUUACAUAUAUGUUAUUAACAUAUAAGAAGCUCGACAAUUAGAGUCAGGAUGUUUGUACACUAAAAAUCGAACAAAAUCAAAUUUUAACUAGGACUGUAUAGUGCAGAGCGACACGCGAAGGAAAAAAGCGAACGCUACGACACGGAUACAAAGUUCUUCCUUAAAACGUUGCGCGAUUUUAGCAAUUCUAUACUAUGCGCUACAUUAAUACGGGAAGAGUUUUAUCACGGAUUUGUCCCCGGAAAAACCGUAGUUUUUACGAUCGAAUUACGGAGCUGUGUAUCUGCACGUUCUCUGGCCCGAAUCUGAAGGAAAAUUAUGUGUAUUUCGUGUAAACAAAAAUUAUUUUCGUAACGCAUACUUUGCCCGUUUUCCACCGGCGGAUUCGACUAUUUUAUUAGGUUUUCGCUUUUUUUUAACGCGCGUAAAUAUCCCGACCCUAUACCUGCUGCGUACAUUUUAACUCGCGUUUAAUCGCAACGCCUAAUCUCCCUAUAAUCGACGUCUGAUAACAACUGAUAACAAAUAAUAACAAUAAUAAUAAUAAUAAUAAUAAUAAUAAUAAAAUGCGGUUAGCGGAAAUAUUUUGACGGGGUCGGCGUGUGUAUUAUAUCAGUGUCUGGAUGGGCGAAUCGACGGCCGUUGCGGCGGAGACGAACAGAGCGACGGCGGCGGCCGCGACGAUCGCCAAAUAACGGCCAUUGUUCCGGCGACCGUCCGAGAACACCGGGUGCGUUCGGGCCAUCAUCCACUCGUAGCCCAGCCGACUGCGGUUGUUCUUCAGCAGCUCGGCGCCCA
Molecule: messenger RNA, 9712 nt
Organism: Cinara cedri
Lineage: Eukaryota; Metazoa; Arthropoda; Insecta; Hemiptera; Aphididae
Source: the annotation of a GenBank genome assembly